Molecule: messenger RNA, 696 nt
Organism: Aspergillus lentulus
Lineage: Eukaryota; Fungi; Ascomycota; Eurotiomycetes; Eurotiales; Aspergillaceae
Source: RefSeq, a predicted model, not a curated record
AUGGAGUCAAGCCAGCAACGGCGACUAAAAGAGGCUGUUGCUUUAUCUAGCGUUGACCUAUCUUCUGCUCUCUCAAUCUCCUAUAACUAUAGCUUGGUACAUUCGCUGAUGCCCAUUGGCGCCGGUAAACCAGAACACCCUGCAAACAUGAAUGGAGACCAUGAAGCCGGAAACGCCUCCAGUUCCAGUGUGGAGAAGAGGGAAGCGGAGGUUCAUCAGCUGGCCAGACAGUUCACAGAGCAGAGCAACUAUUCCACGGCGGGACAAAACCCCUUUGCUGCGGAGGCAGGAUCGGCCCUGGACCCCAAUGGUGAGCACUUCAAUGCUCGGGCGUGGUGCAAGGCCAUGCUGCAGAUGCACGCCGGGGACAAGCAGGCACAUCCGCUGCGAACCUUGGGGGUCGCCUUCAGCAAUCUCAAUGUGCAUGGUUUCGGUUCCGACACUGAUUACCAGAAAAGUGUCGGCAAUGUCUGGUUAGAGGCGUUCAGCCUGGCAAGCAAAGCCCUCGGUCCAAAGCAGCGCCAAAUUCAGAUUUUGCAGAACAUGGAAGGAUUGGUGGAGGCGGGAGAGAUGCUGGUGGUUCUUGGACCCCCUGGAUCCGGAUGCUCGACUUUCUUGAAGACCAUUGCUGGAGAGACUUACGGCUUUCAUGUUGAUAAAAUCUCAAACCUCAAUUUCCAAGGCAUGUCCGAUUGA